GGCGCAGCCCCGGCCGCCGCCCCGCCCCGCCAUGCCGCAGCCGUAGGCAGCCCGCGGCCGCUCCCAGCCCUCGGCCUCCGCGGCCUCCGGGCGGCGGGCCCGGCCGUGCCCCUGCCCUGCCCUGCCCGAUGGGCGGCCUCCUGAGCGGGGUCAGCUUCAAGGAGCCCACCACGGUGGAGGACUGCGACUCCACCUGGGAGACCGACUCGGAGCCCGAGGCGGCGGAGCCCGCCGGGGAACCGCCGGCGCGGCGGCAGCAGCAGGAGGGGGUGUGCACCGCCGCGGGAGGCGGGGAAGAAGAACCGGCCGACCUGCCCGCCGCGGACCGCCGGCCCCAGGAGCCCCCGCCGCCCCCCUCGCCGCCGCCGGAGGAAGGGGAGCGGGCAGAGGCGGACGCCGCCAGCCCCGAGCAGGGUGGUGAUGGAACUGACCUGACAGCCAAGCCAAAGAGAAGCUUCUACGCAGCAAGAGAUUUAUACAAGUACCGACACCAGUAUCCACAGAACUUUAAAGAUCUUCGAUAUCAAAAUGACUUGUGCAAUCUCCGCUUUUACAAAAAUAAAAUCCCGUUUAAACCUGAUGGGGUUUAUAUUGAAGAAGUCCUAAAUAAAUGGAAAGGAGACUAUGAAAAACUGGAACAUAACCACACUUACAUACAGUGGCUUUUCCCACUGAGGGAACAAGGUCUGAACUUCUAUGCUAAAGAAUUAACUACAUAUGAAAUUGAGGAAUUCAAGAAAACAAAAGAAGCAAUUAGAAGAUUCCUUUUGGCUUACAAAAUGAUGUUGGAGUUUUUUGGAAUAAAACUAAUUGAUAAAACUGGAAACGUAGCACGAGCUGCUAACUGGCAAGAAAGAUUUCAACAUUUGAAUGAGUCUCAACACAACUACUUGAGAAUCACUCGAAUUCUGAAAAGCCUUGGCGAGCUUGGAUAUGAGAGUUUCAAAUCUCCCCUGGUAAAAUUUAUCCUCCAUGAAGCUCUUGUGGAAGAUACCAUUCCUAACAUAAAGCAAAGUGCUCUAGAAUAUUUUGUGUAUACUAUUAGAGACCGAAGAGAAAGGAGGAAACUCCUGAGAUUUGCCCAGCAACACUAUACGCCCUCAGAGCAUUUUAUCUGGGGACCCCCAAGAAAACAGAAGUCGGAGGCAAGCAAAACAAAUAAAAAGCCAGCAUCUCCGAUUUCUAUUCACAAUAGUUAUAUUCCUAAGCAUAAGAAACCAAAAGAGCCUAAGAAUACAUCGGCAAGUGGAAGCUCUGCUGGUAAAACAACUGAAGAAAGAAAGGUAGAACUCACAAAAAACGGCGAAGAAAAUGACCAGGAUGAACAAGAAAUGAACUGUGAUCCUGUUAGGCAGAAUAACAGUGAAAAGAACAGCGAUACCGAUAGCGGUCAGCUUUCAAAAUCAGAAGAAAUUCAUGAUACUUCAGACAGAAAGGAGGACACUUCUCAUUCCAAAAAGGAUGAUGAAAAUCUGAACAGUGACUGUGGAAAUCACCCAGACACUAUAGAGAAAGAUUUAUGUGACACUGAGAAUUCUUCAAAUAACACGUCAGCAGAACUACAAGAUAACCUUGAUAAGGAUAUGCUUUCAGGGGGGACCACCACGAAAAACAAGGAUGAGCUCAAAUCAUGAGUCUGAGGUUAAAAAUCAUUAUAUUUCAUAUUGAAUGAAGCAAAUUAUUCAUUGCUCCUUCAUUUUGGGUGAAAUUUCCAUCUAGUGUAAUAUAAAGUGUUCAUGAGACUAUGCUUGUUGUGCAUACAUCAGAUUAGGCUUCUGUUUGGUUAAUGAAUUUUAUUUUUCUUCAACUCAGUUGUUUAUCAGCAGUCAACCAGGUGUGGCUCUUUAAAACAAUUGUGUAUCUUCAAAGCUAAGAAAUCCAUUAUCUUUUCCAGACAGAUUGCAUAGAAAAGCUUAUCUAUUUUUUUGCCAUUAAAUUAAUCCAGUAUUUAAAAAAAAAAAAAAGUGUAACUUACUAGAAGGCCUUGGAACAUCAGAAUUUUUAAGUUUCUUUUAAUAUGCUUUAAGUGUUGAUUUCCUUUUAUGAAAUGACUAGAAAUUCUUUCAAGAGCACAGUUUUUUCCCUAGUGGAUAUUUUUUUAGGAACUAUGUUCAUGUUUAAAGGCAGUAUUUGCACAGCAUCUUUUACCUUAGAUUAGCAUCCUUGUCGGAGACACUUUGUAAUGGGUAUCAAAAUGUCCUGUGCAGCUGGGUAUCAUUGUACAUUGAAUUAAAGUUUAACUUAGGAUGAAACUGUAUCCACAGCUUUUGGGUACAAAGGAAGUUGUGCUUUAGACUUCUUUUAGUCCCUGUUAGGUUCUCUCUUCUCUGGACUCGUUUGUUGCUACUACUAAUUUGGGGGGAGGAAUAUCUCUGAUCACUCAGAUUUGGUCUCAGUGUGAAAGCUCUCUGAUUGAUCAGCUGUAACAAAACAACUCCCCCAGCUGGGUUCAGCACCUAGAAAGCCUCCGGACAGCUGAAAAGCAGUGUCUUCACCACAAGGCACUGCUUAAUCAUCAAAGCCAUCAGAGACAAUGUCACCAGGCCUGUCCAGCUGGAUCUUACCUGAACUUGGAGGUUUCUUGGCCAGUUUUGGGUAAGGUCUGCACAAUGCUGAACACCCUCUUGCUGGUCUGGGAGAGAAAGGCCAUCCUGAUGCUUUCCUUCCAGCUGUCUCUUUCCUCUCUUUGCUCGCUAUCAGAGGUCUUUCACAGUUUAAUGUUAUUUUGAUGGCCAGCUGAAAUCUGAGGUAGGCCAGUCUGCUGGCCCAGCUGGAGCCCAGCAAGUAGGAAUUUCCCAGUUAAGAUCUUUCCCAACUUUCUUCACUGAAGGACUGUUUGCUUUCCCUGAGUAGCCUCUUCUGACUUCAUGCCAUUCAGUCAAACAAGAUAGUACCCAGCAAGUUAAUUGAAUAUGAAUUAAAAAAUAAUUCAGGUAGAACUCACACUUUCUACAGUCCUAAAAUAGUCUACAACUUCUGUAUCUAUUUUCUAUUUAGAAGUGUAUAUAUUAUCUACUGCCUUUAAUGUAUUUUUGAUGAAAUGUUAUGAGGUAAGUGGCUAACUACAGUUAGCGUGCGUGAGUGCACUAUGGGACUUUAUUGAAGUCUUAUAACUCAAAAUGGCAAAGUCUUCAGGGGUUUCAGAGCAUAGACAAAAUGUCUUGUAUUUUUCUGUUUCGCUAAUUCCCAUCACGGCAGUGCAUCAUCCAUUGCUUUCCCCAGGUAGCACUGUUUCUUGGGAUCAAAUAGAAUGGCAGUUAGAGAUCUUGGUACCCAUGGACAAAGAUCAGGCUCUUUCCAUCCUAAAGAGGCAGGGAAGAAGGAAGACAUAUCCCUCCUCCUCCUGUGCUGACUUGUAAGGAAAGGAAUGUAUGUAUGUGGAUUUUUUUAAGGGUAACCCAGAUUGCUCGAGGAGGCGUUAAGUCUGUCUGAGCAGAAAUGCCCCAGAGAAUUCCACUUGCAGCCACUGCCUCUUUAAAGCUGGAAUGGUGCUGAGAAGCCUUUCACAAUACCCUGGACUUGAUCUAGGAUCCCCUUGUCCGUGUUUGCCUCUGACCUUCGGAGCAGAAGGGGACAGGAAAAGGCUGAGAUAAAAUUGGUCCAUGUAGUUAAGGACUCAUCCUCCCUGUGUGUACGCGCGGGGUCAAACUUUAUGUUCUGCCUAUGACUUUUUAAAUCUUGAGUGCCUAACCAUGCCAACUUAAUAGCAUUGUUUUUACAUAGUUAUUUCUUGAAUGGCAUAAGGAAAAUUUAUACCCUGUGUAUGAGGAACAUAACUAUAAGGUAGGUAGUUAUGCGGAGCCUUCAAUUUAUGGACUUUAGUAUUAAGGGUAAACACUUUUAAAAAAACGCAUGGUAUUCAAGUGAAAUAAGGGAUGCUGGGGGUGUUAUUAUAUUUAUACUGUAAUUGGAUUGAACAUCGAUGACCUCAGGAGAUCUUUUGUCUACUGAACAAAAAAAAAACCAAAAAAAAAAAGAUAAAUCUUGCUCUAAUUUUAGACCACAAAGCUCUUGGGAUGUGCAUCCAAAAGAUUUCUCUGCAGUACGGUAUUCUGUUACUGUGACACAGCUUUCACCUGUACAUGCUUGCUGGUUGUCUACUCCUAAUUAAGUACUUCAUGUACUUUUAAUCUGGCAGGGCUGUCUGCAUUAAGGGCCCAGUGUAUCUGAAAAUACAGUCAAGAACUUUGGGACUCAUAUCCUUAUAUUAACUUUGCAAUUUUUUUUUUUUUUUUUUAAAUCCACAACUCAGUAUAUUUCUAUCAAUUUUCAUAGAAGUGAGAAGAGUAGUGGCAUACCAGUUGCCUACAAAGAACUAUGGUAAGUGAGGUUUUUUGUGUCAGGUGGGCUCUUGCACUCUGUAAUCUUUGUCUUACAGCUUUAUCAACAGAAUUACUCCCAUGGGACACUUCAACUUUAACUAACAAAUUCUGCUCUAUGUAAAAUGUGAUGUUUAUCUUUCUUUUCCAUGGAGGAGUUGUUUCUUCUGAUUUUGCAAGUGCUUAAAAGAAGGAUUCAUUGCAGGGCAAUCAUGCAGUGUAGCAUCCCAUUGAGAUUUGGGAGGAUCAAGUAGGUGCACUGUAUGCGUUUCAUUACAGGAUCAUGGCCUUAGCAACCAGAAGCACCCUGUGCUUGAAGUUUCUAAGUAUUGGCUUUCAGGUUUACAGGUUUACAGUAUAUGCUGAAAUGAUUGUCUUCUCAUAAGUGCCAGUACUUAGUUAUUUAACCAUUACUUCAGAAACCGAGGAUGUGCAAAGAAAGUCAGCACAUUUGCUCACUGUUAAAACUUAGUUUUGUCUCUCUAUUAUGCUUAAGUAUUCAGGGAUUUCUGUGUACUUACUACGAUAAUGUGUUUUGGCCCAGUGUUUUACUGGAAUCUGAGCUAUUAAUUUAUUAAUUGAACAGAAUCUCCCAUACAGGUGUUCUUUCCUAAUAAGUAUAUCUGAGUAGCCUCUGGUACUGGUAAGCAGGAGUAACGUGUAUAUGCACGUGCCUGUGAAUUUGGUUUUACGUAUCCUGCGGUGAGGAGAUAUGCAUGCGCAACUUGACAAAAUGUUACUGAGUACACACAUGCAAGUGAAGGCGAUCGUACAAAUCAUGCAAAAGUGCAGCACUUUAGUUACAGCUCUGUGCCGUACUAUCCAGGACGUAACUCUGCCUCGGUACCUGGUUCGGUGUUGGUGUAGAGACUGAAAGCUUGGGUACGUGAGGUGUGCACCGCAGACCGUUCAGAUAAGAAGAGCAGAUACGCGUGUGCACGUAUCUAGGAGCAGAACUGAGCUCUUGGUGUCCAUAUUGCUCAUAUUUAAAGGCAUGAACCUGAAGGAUGCUAAAAGUAUUUGCAAUAAGCCUUCGAGAGCUGUUCCCUGGCUUGGUCAGCUCCCCAGUUUCCUGCUCUACGAUUGCAGCAGUCUGAUGUAUUAGGUAUUUGUAUAAUCAUAGUUAAUAUUUCAUGUAACCUAGUGUAAGCCUCCUUGAAUUAUUCCAGGAUAAUUCUAAUAAUCUGCAGUUGCAUAUACCUGUAUUAUAGCCAGAAAGUUUACAGACUUUAGAAGCUUUGUAUAAUUUUGAUGGAUGAGCUAAUAAGGUAAGUCAAGGGAGAUUUACUAGAUUCAAAUGGAAAAUGGGUCUUGUUUGUUUUUAAAUAAAAUUUAUGUAUAUCUGUUUAACUGAAUUAUUUUUUUGCACCUUUCUUUUCCUGACAGUUGUGAUGCUACUGAUCACAAAAUAUGGUAAUAUAUAUAUGUUUAAGUGAAAAUGUAACUCUUAUUACGCCAUACUUUUACAGGUAACAUACCAUGUUGAAUUUCCUUGACAAAAGCUGUAUUUAUGAAUAAGAAGCAAGUAUGUGAAGUAAGUUUUGCCAUUAAUAAAAGUGUGACAAUAUCACACUAAUGAUGCACAUUGCCGUAAGAACUACCAGUGUGGAUCAGAACCAAAGAUGUUUCUAGCCUUGUAUCCGGCUUCCAGCAGUGGCCACCAACAGAUGGUGUGAAAAAAAGAACAGCUAAGGUGACCCCAUUUUUCUCCAGGAAUUUUUCCAUUUUUGAGCUCAUGGUUUCUUUCAGCCUCCACAGUCUCUCGUGGCUGUGAGUUCCAUGUUUUAAUUAUGUUUUGUGUGGAAAAAGGAAUCUCUUGUUUGCCUCAGAUCUGUUUAUCCAAGAAUUGCUAGUGCAUUUAAACACAGUUACUAAAAGUACUGUAAGAUGAACAGUAAUCCACUUCAAGUCAGUUUUUAAAAGCCGUAGGAGAUUCUAGUGAUAAAAUACCUGCUUAGGCAGAAAAUGUCCUGUGUUUCUAUCCUUAGGCAGAGGAUGUCUGCUUAGGAAGAAAACUUGUCCUAUGUUGAUGACAAUAUUAUCUUGCUUGUCCCUUCUGAAUAAAUUUUUAUACAUAAAUCCUUUUGUAUGAAGUAUUAAAAGUCAGAUUCCAACUGCAAAACAGAUUUUAUUUUUUUUCCUAUCAGUGUAAAAGCAAGAUCAGUCAAAGGCAAAACCUAUUCCUAGCCCACAUCUGAGUGAGGUACCUCUGGAUGUGGAGACACCAGCAUCAAUGGGUGUAACGUUGUGAUCAUGUAGAAGACGGAAAUACUAUCUGGGAUUUGCUGAGAACCAUACUCCUCAUUCCACAUUUUGGUAACUUAUUUUGAUACGAGUCCCCGGUUCCAAUUGCAAUUGGAGUAACUGCUCAAAAGGUGUUUUUGAUGGCCAUCGGAGCCUGAAAAUGAGGGAUGGGUCAAAAAGGCCUAAGCAUGAGCAACCCGCCCUCCAUUCACAUCAUGGUCAACACCAUAGGUUGACUACUAACAGGUACUUAGAUGCAGUUCUCCAAGGGGAAUGUAAAUUGUGUGUCUCUAAUAUCUCUGUGCUCUGUAUUGCCUAUGAACUAUUUCUUUUCCUGAAAGCUGUGUUCCUUUUACAGCCCAUGUUCUUAAGUAUACUUACUUAAGACCGUCGGGGAAAGGAAGAGUUUAUUUUAAAGAGUAUAUUUAAUACAUGCCAUACCUAAUGGACUCGUAAAAUACAGUUCAAAAGCUAUAGAGACCAAUUAAAUAGAGACCUCUUCUGGCUUUACAUUUAUCAUCACCUUUAUUUUCAAAAGCCUUAAGCUGUUUGCGAUAAAAUAACAAAUGUGAGAAUUGGCAAAUCGUUCUGAAAGAAGUCUCUUCUUAGAAACUCAGCACUUUUUAAUUCUACCACGCUUACUAGUCUAGUGGCGUAUUCAUCAGCGAAAAUUUAUUGUGAAAUAUACUGAAUGUAUUUACUACUGUGGCUAACUAUGUGAAAAUUAUUGUUUUGCAGUAAAAAAGGUUAUGGCGUUUAUAUUUUGGGGAUCUGCUGAAGCAUGUUUGCUAAUCCUUAGUUCCUCUUUUUUCUGUGUUUUAACCUAUUCCAUAGUUGUUUGCCUUUUAUGCGGUUUGAGUUCAGCAACAGAUGAUUAGGUAUAGUUUUGCACUGAUAAAAUUUGGAAAUAUUGUAGACUUCAUUGUUAAAAUGUAUUCUAAGAAAAAAGUGCAGUAAAAAAAAAAACAAAACAAAACCCAACAAUUUUUACUUGCAAAAUGAAACAGCUACAUGUCAGUUUUUAUGAAUGGUCCUGCUCUCUUCUCUGUAUUCCUUUGCAGUGUUUAAUUACAGAAUGCCGUGCAUGUUUGGUAGUACCAAUACCAUAUGUAUGUGGUAGGAGUGGUAACCAGUUUCUGGAUUUGUAAUGCACUAUAAAGAUAUAUUUUAUAAUUCUGUAACUGUAUGGCAGUGUUAUGCCAAAAAAUUGUAUAAACAUAAAAAGCAAUAGUUUUUGUUGCUUACUGCUAUAUUUUAAAUCGUUUGUAAAAUGAAAUACUUGGAUUUCCUUUCAGGUAAAUAUAUUUUUAAUAACAGCAGCCAAAAACUCAAAACUAAUAAAGCUUCUUCAUUUAGCAGCAUUGUUUUAGCAACAUGUACAAAUAUUGUGUAGCUCUAAUAAUGUGUAAUUGCUGUUCGGCGCUUGUUUGUAUAGUCUUCUGUAAAUGUAUUAACACUUAAAAGUAGGGCAUUAAAGGCUCUGGUCUUCCUU
Messenger RNA from Harpia harpyja (harpy eagle), 8055 nucleotides. RefSeq names its product opioid growth factor receptor like 1 (gene OGFRL1). The record is from RefSeq and is a predicted model, not a curated record. Gene Ontology annotation, cellular component: membrane. Gene Ontology annotation, molecular function: opioid growth factor receptor activity. Bases 129 to 1634 code for a protein of 501 amino acids. The transcript is spliced from 7 exons. Lineage: Eukaryota; Metazoa; Chordata; Aves; Accipitriformes; Accipitridae.